Molecule: messenger RNA, 822 nt
Organism: Spodoptera littoralis (African cotton leafworm)
Lineage: Eukaryota; Metazoa; Arthropoda; Insecta; Lepidoptera; Noctuidae
Source: the annotation of a GenBank genome assembly
AUGGAGACCAGAGUACGUUCCAGUAUGAUACAAUUUGUUACCCUUUUGAAGUUUAUGGAAGAACAUGGUGACAUAACUAGGCUCCGUGGUGGACCUCAAACCAGACGUAAAGCCAAACGUUUGUGGCGGGAACUAGCUCUGACAUUGAACGCAGUUGAUAAUGUUAGACAGAAGAGCCCGGAUAAAUGGAAAAAGGUCUGGACCGAUUGGAAAUCGAAAACGAAGAGGAAAGCACGCUCCUUACGGCAAGCCAAUGCUGAUAGUAGACCGACUGGAGAGUUGAUGCUCACGCCAUUGGAGAGGAGGAUACUGGCGGUGCCCUCACCCUGGGAGGUCAAACAGGAGACCGAGGAGGUAUUAAAUGAGGAGCUUGAGGAGCAGGAGGAUAAUAGUCCACAAAAUUCGGUGAAUGCAAAACAGUCUGAUGAAGAACUGUCAGCUUCCGAAGAAGCAGCAUCAGAUAUGGACCAAACAGAAUCACCAACAGAUGUAAAACCACCCACACACGGCCGAUCGACAACAAAACCGACAAGAACCCCGUACAAUAUGAGAUCUCGCCUAAAAUCAGAUCCGUCCACAAGAUCACCUGGAAAAUCAAAUACAGGUCUAGAAAAAGUACUGAAUCAAUUUGCUUCUAUAGAGUUGAGGCGUCUACAAGCCGAGGAGGAGAGAGAUAGACUGCAACAUGAGAGGGAGACCCGAUGGAUCGAAGUGGAGAGUGAGAGGAAUGACCUAUUGAGAUCUCUUGUGAAUAUCGCGAGAUCCUGGUUAGAUUUUUACACGGAUCCCUUAAAAAAUGGGAGUUCCUCUCAAGAAACAUGA